This is a messenger RNA of Phalaenopsis equestris, 864 nucleotides long. RefSeq names its product GDSL esterase/lipase At4g18970-like. Gene Ontology annotation, molecular function: hydrolase activity, acting on ester bonds. The record is from RefSeq and is a predicted model, not a curated record. The transcript is spliced from 3 exons. Bases 90 to 746 code for a protein of 218 amino acids. Lineage: Eukaryota; Viridiplantae; Streptophyta; Magnoliopsida; Asparagales; Orchidaceae.
UGCUGUCUUACAUGCAUGUAUAGGGUGGUCGAAUAACCUUCAGCGGGCAGGUUCAGAACUACGUACAGGCAGUAAAUCAGAUAGUGGAGAUGUUAGGAGACGAAGACAGUGCUGCAAAUUAUCUAAGUAAAUGUAUAUUUCAAGUAGGAAUGGGAAGCAAUGACUAUUUAAAUAACUACUUCAUGCCCGCCGUCUACUCCACCGGCCGCCAGUACACGCCGGAGCAGUACGCCGACGCCUUAAUCCAGCAGUAUUCCCAGCAAAUAAGGACACUCUACAACUACGGCGCAAGAAAGGUGGUGAUCGUCGGAGUUGGUCAGGUAGGCUGCAGCCCAAGCGAGCUCGCUCAAUUGAGCUCCGACGGCUUCACGUGCAUCGACCGGAUCGACAGCGCCAUCCAAUUAUUCAACAGAAGGCUCAUACAGCUGGUGAAUCAGUUCAAUCGAUUGGAUGGUGCUCAUUUCACUUUCAUUAAUGCUUUCAAUAUUUUUCAGGACAUCAUCACAAAUCCAGCUUCUUAUGGGUUGAGGGUGACAAAUAGAGGGUGCUGUGGAGUAGGGAGGAAUAACGGUCAGAUAACCUGUCUGCCUUAUCAGACUCCAUGCCCGAACAGAGCAGAGUAUUUGUUCUGGGAUGCAUUCCAUCCCACUGAGGCAGGGAAUAUAAUUAUAGGGAGGAGGUCUUAUAGUGCUCAGUCUUCUUCAGAUGCUUAUCCAAUGGAUAUUCGCCACCUGGCUCAAAUUUAAUUUAGAUUUUAUUAAGAAUAAAUUAUAUUUGUUAUAGUUGUUUUUAUAGUAAUAAUACUUAUGGAAUUGUAUUUUCUGUUGAAUUUUUUGCUUGGAUUAGGGUUUUGAUUAGUUUUAU